AUGGAACCUCGUAUUAAUCGUCACUCGCUCUUCGGGACCACUUCCUCCGAUCCAGAGUACACCACGAGUGCGUUCCCCGGCCAGGGCGUGACCCUAGGCCGACGCGAUCCGAGUCCCUGGAGCAGGAGACUCGUCCUCAACACUGACGACGAGGAGGAACCCGUAACUCGAAGGGUCGACAGCUCCAGCAGCAGCCAGGGCGCUAUGGACUCGAGCCCUGGAAUUGACCGACGUCACCUAGACGUUCCUACCAUCGUCCACCGGCGUCACACCCGGAGCUCCACAGACAGGAGGCGCAGCUUCCAUACCCCGGAAGAGAUGGAACGGCGUCGCUCGUACUAUACUGAAGAGCCAGUGGCGUCCAGACGGGCUUCAAGGUCGGACCUCAGCGCUUCUAGCUCUCAAGAGGAUGAUGCAUCGACCUCUACUUAUGCCGCUCGACGUCGAUUUUACCUAUCAGAAUCGGAUUCCGAUGAAAUUGCUCGUUCGGCUUAUCAAGCAUCACAACGGACGUCUGAGGCUAGGAACGCAGGAGGUCAAACCCACCCCGUCGAGACUAUUAUUCUGGUAUCGAACGCAGCCGAACCAAUUCGGAUAGCACCUCGGAUGAUGAGAGACGCUCGCCCUCCGCUUACAGCAGUUGCAGCUCGG
Molecule: messenger RNA, 651 nt
Organism: Mesorhabditis spiculigera
Lineage: Eukaryota; Metazoa; Nematoda; Chromadorea; Rhabditida; Rhabditidae
Source: the annotation of a GenBank genome assembly